Molecule: messenger RNA, 3000 nt
Organism: Paraphaeosphaeria sporulosa
Lineage: Eukaryota; Fungi; Ascomycota; Dothideomycetes; Pleosporales; Didymosphaeriaceae
Exons: 3
Coding region: 178-2859 (893 amino acids)
Biological process (GO): ubiquitin-dependent protein catabolic process
Cellular component (GO): anaphase-promoting complex
Molecular function (GO): ubiquitin protein ligase binding
Source: RefSeq, a predicted model, not a curated record
UUUGCAGGCAGGCAGCAUGCGCGCAUACCGCCCCCUCGACCCGCGUACUACUCUGCCCGCGCAGCGACCAUCUUGGACCCUCAUGCGCUUGUAAUGAUGCCGUGAGCUGCCUAUUGUCUCCGUCACCACCACAAAACAACCGCUGCUCGACUCGGUGGGGUCCACCACCUGCCCGCAAUGGAUCACGCGACGCUCGUCUUCGCGUCCGUCUUCCCCGUUCCCUCGCUCUCGCACACAACCCCUACGCCGGUUGCGACGCCGAAUCUCGGAUACACUGAGCCUGGGGCUUCUUUUGGUAGCCCGCAUGCUGCUGAUGCCGCCGUCACACCACGGCGCGCUGUGCGGCGCAAUUUUGCGUGGAGCACAGCGACGCGGUUUCUGAGCUUGCCCAGGGACUUGGACAAGGCUCCAAGGAGGCCACGAAGGCCGCCGGAUGUUGACGAGGCAUUGGACUAUCUUAUCGUUGGGGAAGGUACUGGUCAGGACCACGAGGAGGGGAUUGCAGAUUGGUACGCCAAUGAGGCCCGAUUACAUUUUGCGAACCACGUGAGGCAAGGCCUGACGGAGGUUUGGGACAAGGACGUCGAAGUGGGCAAUGCCUGGCGCGUUCUCGAGGACACCCAACGAGUGCUCGCACAAGUACAAAACCUCUACCUUCAGCCUUUCUACGAUCACAUACUGCCCUUCAUAGAACAAGCCGCCGCCAACAUCACAAUACGCGCCAGCAAGUCGAACGACAACCUAGAAGCCGAAACGGUGGAAGCUGCAAAACGCAAAUUCGAGAGGGAGAUACACGCGAUCUUUGCGCACAGCCUUCCGGUAGGCCGCUUUUCGAAGACGCUGAGUUACAUGUUUUAUGAUGCGGCAUGUAAAUUGUUCCGGCUUCAGGUACGCCUUGAUGGCAUUGCACAUGUCGUUCCCGAUCAUACAGACACGAAGAAGGUACGCCGGCGGAUGAUGCUUCUCCUGGUUGGCCUCAAUCGUAUCGGCCUGGGACAAGAUGAAGCUCAACGAGCGUUGGCGUAUGCAAUGGACAAGCUUCUGGAUACCUACAUUGCAAGCCAUUAUCUCAAGGUAGAUUGGUACACCAAGCAAUCUAUCACAUCUCAGCUACGUGCAUGGAUUGAAAACGGAUUCAUACCUCUAGCCGAGCUCAUCCUGGAGUGUCUCAAGUGCGACCCUGCAUCCAUACCGCCACUGCAGCGGAAGCAGUGGCAGGAGAUGGCUUUGACGAGGCUUGGGCGGGCAAGGGUCGAGGACCUAUUUGACUUUGUCACUAAUUGGGACCGGAGUCUAGGUGCUGUAUUGGACCUCAAGGAGUAUCUCAGACUAGACGGCGCGAAAGAGCACCUCAAAGGCAGCUUCUCACGACAGGUUUCACGGCGGCUUUUGCAUCCGGGCGCCACCACAACGUACAUCCUAAAUGUCUACAUCUACAUAAUACGUGCAUUCAACAAGCUCGAACCCAAAGGCGUCAUACUACAGAGCGUAGCGCGACCUAUACGCAGGUACCUGAAGGAGCGAGAGGAUACUGCUCGUAUCAUCAUAGCAAGUCUGCUCAUCGACCUCAACGACGAGGCAAGCGUCAAGGCCGCAUCCACUGGCGAGCUCUCUUUUGAGAUUGCCAGUGAAAUGUCAAAGCCCUUUACACAUUCAGAAGACGCUGACGACGAGGCCAGCUGGAACGAUAUGAACUGGCAGCCUUCCCCGUACGACGCUUCCCCCGAAUACAAAAAGUCCAAAGUCGAAGAUGUCAUAUUCUUUCUGCUGACGCUGUGGGAUCGUGACGAUUUCAUCAAUGAACUGAAGAAUAUCCUAGGUGACCAUCUUCUAAAAUGUCAGGAUCCGGAGUUCCAGAAGGAGAUUCGUCUUCUUGAACUCAUCAAAAUUCGACUCGGCGAGGAUAAGCUGCAAGCAUGUGAGGUCAUGCUACGCGAUGUCCUUGAGUCCAGGCGCAUUAACGAAACUAUCCGCAAAGCCAGCGACCAACCUCAAGACCAAACUCCACAGACGCCAGAAGCUCUCGGUCCAAGGACCCCGCGACCGCGACGAAUAGGCCCCUCAACACCACUUAUCACAACCCCGCCUGGCCCAGCACUCAACGCACAGAUCCUCUCCUCCUUCUUCUGGCCCAUCCUCCGUGACGAAACCUUCCGCGUUCCUGCACAGAUCGAAUCCCUACAGCAAGACUACGAGUCGCGCUUUGAGCGCAUCAAGGGCAUGCGCAAGCUGCGCUGGAUGAACGCUCUGGGUGAUAGCCGCAUCACGCUCGAAUUCGACGAUCGAACCGAAGACUUUGACCACCUCACUCCAUGGCAGGUGAGCGUCGUGUACGCCUUCCAGCCGCAGCCGGGCGAAGAAUCGACCAGUAAAGCCAAAAGCAAAGGCCAAGCUAAGAGCGAGGGCAUUACACGCAACGCGGAGCAGCUCGAAGAGAUGCUCUCGAUGGACGAGGCGCUCGUGCACCAAGCCCUCGCCUUCUGGGUCGGCAAGUCGGUCCUGCGCGAAGUCGCACCCCAUACGUAUGCCGUCAUCGAGCGGCUCGACAGCUCGACCAAAGACUCGGACGCUGCGGCCGCCGCGCAGGAGAUUGCUGAGGUGCAGGCCGCCCAGAGCACGACGGUCAAGAGCCAGGCGGAUCUGCUGAACGAGCGCAAGGACGUGUAUAUGAGCUUCAUCACAGGGAUGCUGACGAACCAGGGGAAUCUGCCCGUCAUGCGUGUGUUGAUGAUGAUGCGAAUGAUGGUGCAAGGGGGUUUUCCGUUUGGGGCUGAGGAGGUGAGGGCGCUGUUGGGGGAGAUGGAGGGUGCGGGAAAGGUGGUACCGCUAGGUGGGGAUGUGUGGGGGAUCAGGAAGUAGAGCGGUCCGGUUCAGGGCUGCAGAAGGGGAAGUUGGUGGUUAUUUCAGGCCCUCAGUGGCGUUCACCGGUGAGACGUAUCGGCCAAAAAUGUGGUUCUGAUAGUGGGCACUUUUCAUUCGAAUUGAGCCUGUGCGGAUACU